Molecule: messenger RNA, 854 nt
Organism: Geodia barretti
Lineage: Eukaryota; Metazoa; Porifera; Demospongiae; Tetractinellida; Geodiidae
Source: the annotation of a GenBank genome assembly
AGCAUUGUUUGGGCUGAGUCAACACGUUGUUGUUCUCUGGGUGGGGAGCAGUUGGGGAGAUGUCUUGGAGCCAGCCUCCCUACAAUCCAGCUUACUCCCUGCCGUCGGCCGCGGCCAGUGGGGCACAGCCGUUCCCUCCGUCCUACUCCUUGCCUCCUGCUCCUCAGCCAGCGACCGAAGCUGCAGGACCUCCUCCUGGAGUGAACCCUGAGCUGUGGGGGUGGUUCCAGUCAGUGGAUGCUGACAAGUCAGGGAAGAUCUCAGCCAUGGAGCUGCGGCAAGCUUUGGUUAACAGCAACUGGAGCCACUUUAACCAAGAGACAUGUCGACUCCUCAUUGGCAUGUUUGACCAGAACAGAGAUGGCACCAUUGAUGUGUAUGAGUUUGCAGCUCUGUGGAAGUACAUUCAGGAGUGGAGGCAGUGUUUUGACAGAUUUGACAAAGACAGAUCAGGAAAUAUCGAUGCUUCAGAGCUCCAGCAAGCCCUCAACUCAUUUGGAUACAGACUUUCCAUGCAGUUCUGCUUCCUGUGUACACGUGUGUUUGAUCGUGGAGAUACUCGCACCAUGAAAUUUGAUGACUUCAUCCAGUGUUGUGUCAUGCUGCGAUCUCUGACUGAAGGUUUCAAGCGACUUGACACCAAUAGAAGUGGUGUUGUUACCAUAAAUUAUGAACAGGUUAGUCAAGCCGCUCUCACUACUCUUGAUUUGACACUAACUUCUUCCACUGUAGUUUCUGGAGAUUGCAAUAGACAAUACCUUGUGACAUAAUAAUACUGGCAAGCAGGAGCACUGUUUUGUCGUUUUAUAACAUGUUUUAUGUUAAAAGUGAAUACGUAGUGAAGAAAAAUUUGG